This is a messenger RNA of Drosophila eugracilis, 370 nucleotides long. It is a transcript of the gene Lcp9, whose product is annotated as larval cuticle protein 9. The coding region runs from base 58 to 336 and encodes 92 amino acids. The transcript is spliced from 2 exons. NCBI's taxonomy places the organism in Eukaryota, Metazoa, Arthropoda, Insecta, Diptera, Drosophilidae. Gene Ontology annotation, cellular component: chitin-based extracellular matrix. Gene Ontology annotation, molecular function: structural constituent of chitin-based larval cuticle. The record is from RefSeq and is a predicted model, not a curated record.
UACAGGUAAUCAGAUUUAUUUCACAAUCUAUCAGCACACACAUAUCCAUUUUUAACAAUGAAGUUCAUGAUUGUUCUUGCUUGUCUGUUGGCCUUGGCUUUCGCCAAUGAGGAGGCUGAUGUCCUGAAGAGCGACUCCGAGGUAAACGUUGAGGACUUUAAGUACGAAUAUGAGCUGUCCAACCAUAUUCGCGCCGUCCAAUCUGGAGCUCUGAAGGAGCACGACAACUGGGUGGUUUCUGGGGAGUACGAGUACGUGGCCCCCAAUGGCAAGACCGUCAAGGUCGUUUAUACUGCUGAUGAGACCGGCUACCACCCUAAGGUAGUCGAGGCUUAAUCUAAAAGACGUAUUUCUUUGCCCGAAAAAAUAA